This is a messenger RNA of Chenopodium quinoa (quinoa), 4393 nucleotides long. RefSeq lists its product as uncharacterized. The transcript has 3 exons. The coding region runs from base 3133 to 3870 and encodes 245 amino acids. Lineage: Eukaryota; Viridiplantae; Streptophyta; Magnoliopsida; Caryophyllales; Amaranthaceae. The record is from RefSeq and is a predicted model, not a curated record.
UACGCUACUACCAAGUGAAUUUUCUGUUUUCAUGUAUUAUAUAUAUAUAUAGAGAGUUUGGGUUUUAAUUUGUUGUUGUGUAAAUUUAAAAAUGAAGUCCUCUAGUGGGGGUGAACCACUAGUCAUCUAGAAUGCUUUUAAACAAAUUGGGUAUUGUGAGUUUCUUUGUAGCAUUUGCCAUCUAGUAUGCUUUAUAAACAAAUUGAGAAAUGUGUUGAGGUUACUAGUAUAAUUUUUGCAAUUUACUAUCUAAUUUUGCAAUUUAUACAUUGGGGAUAAAUUGUACGGCUAAAUUUCUAAAUAAGCAAGUAGUGUGUUAUGGUGCCUUGGCUUAUUUCUAUUAGCAUAGUAUAAAAGGCACAUUUUAGUACUCAAAUAUGUUGUUUGAUAGUAAUACUUGUUGUUAGCUAGGUGAAAUUGAAUAUUCACCUGCAUUGUUUGCUAGUGAAAUUUAUUGUGGAAAGUGAGUAAUUACUUCUAGCCUUUAUGUCGAUUUGCUAAUAUUUGCUUUCAUUAUCAAAUGGCAAAUAAAAUCAUUUGCAUAAGACGAAGGAGGUCAAGGUUGCAUCACUAAUUUUGAUUCCCUCCAUAUAAGAUUGUAUAUAUCAACUUCUCUGUACAAAUCACACUCUUGUUCUGUAUGUAUUUUGUGAGUUAUUAUCUGUUUUUAAAUCUUUAUUUUAUGCCCUGUUUUGAUAUUUAAUGUAGUAUUAAGGAUUGAACUUUGUCAAACCUUUUAUUAGUAUUAAUGUGAUUAUGUGCACUAAAGGAUAAUGUCUACAUAUAAUCUAGGAAACCUUAGUAGUAAUUGAUGAUGUGAACAUGUGUUGUUGGAAAUAUGCUAGUUAAUUUCAACAAAUUAAUUAGUCUUGAGCUUUAAUUUAUAUACCUUAAAUGUGAUACAUUUGUUUGUUUUAUAAAUCAUGUUACUAUGUUUAUUAUAAUAUCCUAUUAUUCACCUGUUUUUAAAUUCAAUUAUAAUGUAUCUUUUUUUGGGGAUUUCAAUUAAAGUGGAACAUGUACAAUAUCUUUGGAAAAUUGGAUGAUAUUGUUACCGUCAUAUUGGAAUGAUAAAGAUAGUGUAUGCUUACCCUUAAAUGUCAUAAUUUUUUGUAUAAUUCUGUCUUCAACUUUUUUUUUUUUUUUUUUCUGUGAUAUCUAGUUACCAUUGAUUUUACACAAGAAAAUUAAUGAUGGAUCAAAAUUGGAUGAACUACCCCGAUAAUUAGAUAAGUAUAAAAGAGGGUUGAAUGCAUUUCUUGAUCAUUCGUUUGCCUGCAAUGCCGUUGGGGAACAAAUUUGUUGUCCUUGCAAAAACUGUAAGAGACGAUUUUCCAUUAUAGACAUAAUGUAUAUGAUCAUUUGGUAGUUGAUGGGUUUAUGAAGGGAAACAAGGAGUGCGUUCUUCAAAAAGAAGAAUCUUCAUCACCUUGUAAUGACCCAAAACCUGGUGGUCAGAACACUUAUGAUGAUAUUCAUAGUUUAUUACAUGAUAAUUUUAAAGAUGUUGCUGAAGAAUCAAAUUCAUGCUAAGGGAUUGAAGAUGAACCGAAUGAGGAAGCUAAAAAGUUUUACAAGUUGGUUGAAGAAGGGAAACAAGAUUUAUAUCCCGAUUAUAAAACUUACUCUAAGUUGUCUUUUCUCAUUCGUUUAUAACUCUUCAAAUGUCUUAAUGGAUUAAGUAAUGUAGCUAUUGGUGAUCUCUUGGAGCUUUUGAAAGAAGCAUUUCCCAUGGCUAAUCUUCCUAAAUCCUCUUACGAAUCCAAGAAAAUUAUUAAGGAUUUAGGUCUUGAUUAUAAGAAGAUACAUACAUGUCCUAAUGAUUGUAUUCUCUAUAGGAAGGAAUAUGAAUCAGCUCAAGAGUGUCCUAAGUGUCAUUUAUCUAGGUGGGAAUCUGAUAACGUUCCUACAAAGGUUUUAAGGAAUUUUCCUUUGAAGCCUAGAUUACAAAGAUAAUAUAUGUGCUCAAAAAUAGUAGAAUCAAUGAUUUAGCAUCAUAAAGAACGUCUGGAUGACAAUAAAAUAAGGCAUCGAGCAGAUGGAUAAUCUUGGAAGCGAUUUGAUUCAUUUUACCCCGAUAGAGCCACGCAACAUUCGAUUAGCACUUGCUAGUGAUGGGUUCAACCCUUUUCGAACGAUGAGUGUUUCUCACAGCACAUGGCCAAUUGUAUUGAUCAACUAUAAUCUCCCUCCUUGGUUGUCAAUGAAACCCAAAUAUUUUAUGUUGUCUUUAUUGAUUCCAGGCCCUAAGUCACCAGGAGAUGAAAUAGACAUCUAUAUGCAACCAUUGAUCGACGAAUUGAAGGAAUUGUGGGAAAGUGGAGCAAAGACAUAUGAUGCAUUUCAUAAGAAAACAUUUAGGAUGCAUGCAGCUUUAAUAGGGACAAUAAAUGAUUUCCCAGCCAUUACACAUGUCCUUGUUGUAAUCAUGAUGUGACACCUCAGUAUUUAAAACAUAGCAAAAAAAAUUGCUACACAGAUUCGGCUGGAUGCAUGCCACUGAUGAUCCCCUAGCGCUUGGGUCUUAAGGAUGGUGGCUCUUGGAUAUUUGUUUGUUGUUCAUUUCUAUUGUUUCACUAAUUUUAGUUUUAUGUAUGUAGUCUUAAGUCGUAUCUUUGUAGUCUGAAAUGACAUUUUCACGAUUUGCUCUAAGAAAGUUGUGAUGUUAUAUAAGUAGGAAUGUUGUUUUUAUGCCUUAAUUCUUCAUUAAACUUGGUUGUUUUAUGUGUCUUAUAAUUUUCAUGUAGUGACUUCAAUAUUUAGAGAAUUAGUUUCACUUAUAGAUUUAUUACAUAAAAUUGGUUCAUUAAAUUUUCUUAAUGCUGGACAAGACCUUUUUAUAUCCUUUUGAACUCGGCGAUAAAGACUGAUUAGGUAUGUGGCCUUAUACAUUUUAUAAGGUUGGUUUUUUCCUUAUAUUUUUUGUUCUUUAGUUAUGUGUACUAUGUUGGUUGUAGGAUUAUAUUUCAUUCUUAUGUUGUUAAUUUUUUUAUUUUAGAAUAUGGCAAAGCAAGGAAAAAGUUUAGGUUCAAAGAAAGGCUUAAAAGUACUUGAACCAUUGAAGUUGACCGAAUAUGAGAAACAAAGGAACCUGACUCUCGAAAAAAUGCUCUCAAAUUCAAAGAGCUUGGGAUGGAAAAGUUAGCUAAUGAUUUAUUAGCCAAAGUUAAGAGCUUGCAGCAGAAAGAUAAAAAGAAACACAAGAUCAUAGAGUUGAAAGAUCAAGAUUAUGUGCAUGAUGAAGAUCAAUUUGAUUACAAUGAUGAUUCUGAACAAGAAUUUUUUGAAGUUUCAAGUAAUGAGAUAGAAGAAACUAAUGAGUUAGUGGAAACACUAACAAAUCUAUAUCUAAGAAGGAACUUGCAUCUGCUGAAAAAGAAAAUAAAAAAGAAGCCAUUAUGUCCUUCCAUGGCGAUGGAUGAUUUCAUAAAGUUGCAGCAACAAAAAGAUCCAAGUGAAACUCAACAAGUGGAUGUAAAGAUACAAAAUUUGGAAACACAUUUAAGAUCCAAGCGAAAGCAAACUGCUAUAAUUCCAUUUGAAAAUCAAACUGAUGUCAGCGUCAUAGAUAAUCCAGUAGUUGUCCCUCCGGAAAAGCAAGGCCCCAUAAAAAAAACUAGAGGGCCAACGAAUAUGUUUGAGGUUCAUGCUCGAAAAUGGGAAGACCGCGUGGCAAUCUACUGCAAUGAUAAAGGACAACCUAUAGGCCCUUCUAAAGCUAAGGAUGAACUUAGUCUAUUUUUGGGAACAAUUGUUCGCGAUCAAAAUUGGGCACCCUUAAUUUAUACUGAUUGGCACAAAGUACCUAACAAGGAUAAGAUUUGGGAAUAUGUUCAAGUAAACUCAAUUUGCAUAAAUUUUACUUGUUAAUUCUUGGUCAUAAAAAGAUCCUUUAUAUUGUUGUACUUCUUACUACAAUGGUGAUAACUUUUGUUUAACUAGAACAAGUACAUCCUUCCGACUAUAGCUAAAGAUUGUGUUCUUACAACUGUUGAUUAGUGUUGGAGCGACUCAAGAAAUUACAUUACUACUCAUAUUCCAUCAACAGUGAUAGAUGGACGUUUCGCCCAUUGAAUGUGCCUGAAGCACAUUUCAAAACUCUUCUAGCUUACUGGAAUACACAGGCAGCAAAGAUAAAUAAAAAAUAUUACAUUAUGAAUAAUUAUCCUUCUAUACAUCAUGCUUAACUUCUAUUUUCUUUUAUAAGAAAACGAGCUUGCAAAAUUUUGAAAAUCGCCAGCAACAAGACAACAUGCAUACAACUAGUCCUAAGGGUUUUGCGGGUAUACAUCAGGAAAUGGUGAGAAUUUUAUGCCAUACCUAAUUUCAAUAAUGAAAAGUUGAAUUUAUAUAUUAGUACAGUAAUGUUUAAUUUUGUAUGAAACGCAUUUAG